AUGCCUGAAAGACCUCCAUUCCCCGGCCGUCCUGCUCAGCCUCCGGGGGCUACCUAUUUGCAAUACUCACCCGACGGGCAGAGACUGCUCGUUGCUGGCAUUGGCAACUUCGCCCGCUCAUUCAGGACCGGCGACAACAGCGAACCCGACUUGCUUCCCGAGACACACGAGGAGACAUUCGCGGUUGCUUCAGGAAAUGACUACGUGAUACUUGGAUGUGAAGACGGUACUGUCUGCGAGUACGAGGUGCCAUCAGGGGACCUGAAGCAGCUGCUGGUCAGGACUACUCUCCCUAUUAGAGAUGUUGCUCUGUCUCCAGAUGAAAACUGGGUUGCUGUUUCUAGCGAUGAACUGGAGAUCAAGAUUGUCGACCGCCACGAUAUUGAGCAAAUCACCAUCUUACGAGACCACCCGAAACCAAUAAAACAUUUAACAUACGAUCCCUCCGGCAAAUACCUCGCCGCGUCCUGUACCAAUGGGAUAAUCUACAUUUACGCAGUGACAUUGCCAGAACCUACCCUGUUCCGAACAAUUGACGGCAUCAUCAAGCGCCUUGAGACCGCAGAGUCUGCCACUUCAAGAUGCGUGUGGCAUCCGGACGGACGAGCGUUUGCUUGCGCUACACCAACAAGAGACAUUCAAGUCAUUUCGGUGGAAGACGGGGCCCAGCAGAGAGUGUUCUCUGGCGCACACAACGGCGAUAUCACGUCUCUGGCAUGGUCACACAAUGGAGCUUUGCUGGCCAGCUCCAGUGCCGAUGAUCAGCUUGUGAUCUGGGACACCAAGACACAGACCGUACUGAAACAAUUCAACUACGAGAAAAUCAUCAAUGUUACCUGGCAGAAUCAUGGCGAGAAUAUCUUUAACUGGACGACUUCCCAGGGCGAGGUAUUCAUCAUCCCGAAUUUUCUCAAAGACGAAGCCCACCUCAGACUGCUCAAGGGACCCAAAGUUCGAGCCCCUUUCUUUCACGAUCCUUUGGACGAGAAGGCUGCAGCCAUAAACGGCCGCAAGCCAUUGGUCAAUGGCCAGAGCAAACAGCGGGAUGGAACUCCCGAUAGUCUGGACGCACUUCUGGGCCCUGAAGAGGAGUUUGACUGGAUUGAGGAUGAUGAUGGUGCGGGCUAUCUCAAUGAAAAUGGAAAGCGGCCAAACGGCCAUCUUGGAGAAGCCGGUGGCCACUUACCCAAGAGAAACAGACAGGACAUCUGGCAGCCACAGGUGCACGAACCUUUCCAACCUGGCGCUACACCCUGGCGUGGGAAUCGCAAGUACCUCUCCUUGAACUUGAUCGGGUUUGUCUGGACGGUUGACCAAGAUACGCACAAUACUGUCACUGUGGAAUUCUACGACCGGGAACUAUAUCGGGAUUUCCACUUCACCGAUCCUUUUCGCUACGACAAGGCGUGUCUAAACGAGUUCGGCACGUUAUUCGCAUCACCUGCGAAAGAUGGACAACCGGCAGUCAUCUUCUAUCGACCGCAUGAGACUUGGACGGCCCGCUCGGACUCUCGGAUCAACCUUCCAGAGGGGGAAGAAGCAAGUUGCAUUGCGCUCAGCACCAGAUACAUUGUGGCCGUCACGAACAAGAACUAUGUCCGGGUCUGGACGCUUUUCGGCACGCCCGUGCGGAUCUGGCGGAUGAAGAGCACUCCGGCGGUCACCUGCGCCGCGUGGGGUGACUAUGUCAUGACAGUCGGGAACGGACCGGUGGGCGCUGACGGAUGCACACAGUUGAUGUACAGCAUCGACGAUGUGAGGCGAGAUGAAAGCUGCCAGAACGAGGACGUUCUCGCUUUGGGGACGGCUCCCCCGGAAUCGGAUGACGAAGAAGCUAGCCUGAAAGCUCUCUUCUGGAGUGAUGUUGGCGAUCCAUGCAUUUACGACAGUAACGGCGUGCUCCUGAGUCUGGUGCACUGGCGGACACCGGGCCAGGCCAAAUGGGUUCCGCUGCUCGACACCAGGCUCCUGGACAGGUUGAAAGACGGCAAGAAGGAAGAGACGUAUUGGCCUGUUGCGGUCGCCGCGGAGAGAUUUCACUGCAUCAUCCUGAAAGGCGGGGACAAGAGUCCGUAUUUCCCUCGGCCGCUGCUGACCGAGUUUGACUUCCACAUGCCCGUGUGUCGGGGUGUGGAGAAGGGAGAGGAUGACGAGGAAGAGACCAACGCUGCGGCCGGGGCGAGACUGGAAGAGGCAUUCGUCCGGGCUUCUACGCUGCUGGGGCUGGUCGACGACUUGGUCCAAGGCCUCGGCGAGAAGGCCACCCACUCGCAGAAGACGGAGAUUCUGAAGCGCGAAAUCGACGUGGACAAGAUCCUGUUGCAGCUCCUCGCCGUCGAGUGUCGUGAGGGCGAUGACCGCGGCAUGAAGGCCCUCGAGAUCGUCGCCCUCUUGAAGGACCGCAGUGGGAAGAUGGUGGAAGCCGCAGCCAAGGUUGCCGGACGAUGGGGAAGGACCAUGCUGGAGGACAAGAUCAGGGAAUAUGCCGAACGCAGGCUGAUGGGUCUGGGAGAUGACUAG
This is a messenger RNA of Capronia epimyces CBS 606.96, 2520 nucleotides long. RefSeq names its product chromosome transmission fidelity protein 4. Gene Ontology annotation, cellular component: nuclear replication fork. The transcript has 3 exons. Bases 1 to 2520 code for a protein of 839 amino acids. Gene Ontology annotation, molecular function: chromatin binding; protein binding. Lineage: Eukaryota; Fungi; Ascomycota; Eurotiomycetes; Chaetothyriales; Herpotrichiellaceae. Gene Ontology annotation, biological process: DNA repair; mitotic cell cycle; DNA-templated DNA replication. The record is from RefSeq and is a predicted model, not a curated record.